AGUUACUAGGCAUAUUUGUUAGGUCUUAGUUCUAAUAACGUGUAUGAAUUGAUUUUGUGUUUGUAUGAGUACUUUAUUAACAUACGUGCCUAGUGAGACAUGAAGGAAGCAAUAUUAGCUUUUGUUACAGGAAUUUGUAGUGUAUUUUUAGUUGUUGUAUUUGUGUUGUUUUGGUGGUACAUAUUCUGGAAGUGUUGUUUAUCUAAAUUCCGAUUUGUGCGUGAACUCUUGGGUGGAAUGUCAGAUACGCCCCCGGCGUCAGAAACAAGACAGCCAAGUAAGAUUAAGAAAGCAAGAAAAGAUUAAAUACAUCUUCUGCACUUGAGUUCUUAAACUUAGCAAAAUGAAUAUAAGGUGUGCACGGCCUAGUGACUUGAUGAACAUGCAGCAUUGCAACUUGCUUUGCUUGCCAGAGAACUACCAAAUGAAAUACUACUUUUACCAUGGACUUUCAUGGCCACAACUCAGCUAUGUGGCUGAAGAUGAGAAAGGUCAUAUUGUAGGUUAUGUUUUGGCCAAGAUGGAGGAAGAUGGAGAAGACAACCGCCAUGGUCACAUUACAUCUCUAGCAGUCAAGCGUUCGCAUCGCCGUCUCGGGCUUGCCCAAAAACUAAUGAACCAAGCCUCUCUGGCUAUGGUGGAGUGCUUCCAGGCUAAAUAUGUUUCACUCCAUGUGAGAAAGAGCAAUAGAGCUGCACUCAAUCUUUACACGAAUUCCCUUGGAUUCAAAAUUCUAGAGAUUGAACCAAAGUACUAUGCUGAUGGAGAAGAUGCAUACUCCAUGAUGCGAGACCUCAGUGCAUUCACUGCUGAAUCCAAGCCAGAUAGCCAACCGACAGAGAAUUUAGAAAUAAAAACUGAAUCUGCUAUAAUAUCGCAGUGUUAAUAUAAGUAUAUAUGCUAUACAUUUAUAAAAUCUGAAUAAAAGAUUUCGAAAAUGAA
Plodia interpunctella (Indianmeal moth) is the source of this 942-nucleotide messenger RNA. RefSeq names its product variable nurse cells (gene vnc). NCBI's taxonomy places the organism in Eukaryota, Metazoa, Arthropoda, Insecta, Lepidoptera, Pyralidae. Gene Ontology annotation, cellular component: NatA complex. Gene Ontology annotation, biological process: N-terminal protein amino acid acetylation. The coding region runs from base 344 to 886 and encodes 180 amino acids. The record is from RefSeq and is a predicted model, not a curated record. Gene Ontology annotation, molecular function: protein N-terminal-serine acetyltransferase activity; protein-N-terminal-glutamate acetyltransferase activity. The transcript is spliced from 5 exons.